Molecule: messenger RNA, 2107 nt
Organism: Paramecium pentaurelia
Lineage: Eukaryota; Ciliophora; Oligohymenophorea; Peniculida; Parameciidae
Source: the annotation of a GenBank genome assembly
AUGAAUGAGUAAUAACGAUUUAUAAAACUAGAGGAAUCUAUAGAAUAACUGAGUAAAUCUAUUCUUCCUCACAUUAACCAAAUUUCAAAGAUGUAAUAAAAAUUGUCAGCAUUGGAUGUUUUUAUUACAAAUAAUCCAAGAGUUGAUUUGAUUAGUGAUACUAUCUAAAUACUAAACUCUUAAUUAAAGAUUUAAGAAAGAUUGAGUUCAAUAGAAUCAUAACACUCUUAAUUUAGUUCUCAUUAUGAUGAAAUUCUUAACAAACAUUCUGUAUGUAUAAUGCAAAUUUAACCUUGGAUUGAUGAAAUGCAAAGGUAUAAAUUCAAUUAUAUACUUUUAAAGUAUUUUAGAGGAUGCCAAAUAGAAUAGGGAGAUGAACAAUCAAAUGAGAAUAAAUUUUAAAGAAAUGAAUUAAAAGUAUAAGGAAUACACUGGUAUUCUCUUGUAAAAUGAUAGAUUAACAUAAAACUAUAAAACUAGGCUAGAUUAAUUUGAAUCAUUAUUAGCUUCUAAAAUUGAUCAUUCAGAAAUAAAAAAAGUUUAAGAUUUAAUGAGGAGAGAUUUUGUAACUUGUAUUGAAUCAGAUAAUAUCAAGAAUUAAAUUCAAUAAAGAAUAGAUAGAUUACAAGGAGAAAUGUGUACUAAAUAAUAAUUAGGGAUUGCUUAGGAUAAUAUAUAAUUUAUUAAAGAUAGAUAAGUGUAAGUAUUAAGUGAAUUAGUUGAUAAAAAAAUUGAAGAUUUAGCUAAUAAUAAAUUAAAAGUAUAUUCUACAAAAAAUGAUUAAAGAGUAUAUGAAGAUAGAGUAAAUUAAGUAUGUAAGAUAUUAUCAGAGAAAAUAUUAAUGAUGUAAAAAGAAAUAUAAGAAGAAUGUAAAUUAAUGUAAGAAUAAAUCAAAGAUGAAAAUUAAUAAUUAAAUGACUUAAAAUAAUAAUUAAAUGUAGUUAAUUCAACAUUCUAAAAAGUUGUUAUGAAAGAUGAGUUGUAAAUUUCAAUGUAAAAAACUAUACGUUUACAAACUUAAUUUGAAUAUUUAAAUGAAAAACUAGAAUCAAUAAGUGCUGCUAUAUUUGAAUAAAAAGUCUCAUUUUAAUAAUUCAAUAAAUAAAAAACAUUAGAAAUAUAAAAUUUAUAACAUCAACUUAUAUAAAAAGAAGGUGAAAGUAUAAAUUAUUGUGAAUCUCCAAAAAAAACAGAAAUUUAUUAAGAAGAAAUGUAAAGUAUUCAAUCCUCUACUUAAAAAAUAAAUAAAUAAUCAUCAAAUCUAUAUAGAGAUGGAUCUUUUAUAAAUUCUGAUAUUAUGUAGAGAAUAUUUCAAAGAUCAGAUGCUAAAAUAUAGGAAUUGUAAAAUUAAUUGGAUGAAUUUAGAUAAAAAUUACCUAAAACAUAUAAAUUUUAAGAAAAUAGUACAUAAGUUUCAGACACAAUAAACAUUAGAAUGGAAUAUUUUAAUUAGAUGAUAAUUUAAUUAAUAGAUGAAUCAAAAAAAUUCAAAAGUUAAUUUGAAUUAUUAAAUUUAUAAAUAAUAGCUAUCAAUAAUAAACCUUAAAUAAAAUAAGAAAAACUAUAAGAAAUAGAUGAUAAAUUAAAAUUUAUUUAAGAAUUAGAAGUUAAACUUGAUUAAAAAUGUGAUUCAUCUUUAGUAAUCCCAAUUCUUGAUAAAAAAGCUAAUGCUUAAGAAUAUAUGACCACAAAACUAUUGACCAAAUAAUUGAAAUAAUGUGUUAUAGACACUAUAAACAGUUUGAGAACCUAUUUUGCUUCAGAUUAGAAUGAUUAAAUUAAAGAUUUGCUCAUCAAUUAAUUAAAUAGAUAUUUAUGCUAUUUUGCCAGAUCAGUUGAAGUUCAACAACAAAAUCAAAAUGAUUCACAAUAGAGCACAUAAUAAAUAAAAUGUCUUUAAUCUAAAUAUACUGCUUAAAGAAUGAAGUCAUAUUCAUCUUGUUCAAAAAGAAGAGAAACUGAUUGUGAUAUAAGAGGAAGAACAGUUAAUCGUAAUAUUACAGAAACUGUUUUAUAUAAUUCAUUAAGAUCAUCUCCAUUAGCCUUUAGAUUAGUAAAUUAAAAUAAAUAAAGUACAAAAAUAGUGAAAAGAAUGAAAGUAUAAUGA